CACGUGGGAACUCGCUUGACUUCCUUCGACAAUGUCUCUCCUCUCCCUCCCGCCAGUCCCGCCAGAGCUCAAGACCGUCACUCCAUUCCUGCAACGCGCGGAAGAACUCAAGACAAAGGACCCGGUCAUUGCCUACUGGUGUGCCUACUAUGCUGCGCAAGCCGGUAUCUCUCACAAGCUCAAGGACAAUGCCGCUCGCAUGUUUUUGCUGCACCUGCUUGAGACUCUCGAGAAGAUGAAGGCCGAUAUCGGCCAGAACGAUGUCAUUGACGACGAGUCGGUGAGCAGUGCUUACGUCGAGAACUUUGCGCUGCGCGUUUUCGCGGCUGCGGAUGGCGAGGAUCGCAAGGGGAACGCAACACGGUGCGCAGUAUUCUAG
This is a messenger RNA of Phanerochaete carnosa HHB-10118-sp, 379 nucleotides long. RefSeq lists its product as uncharacterized. The coding region runs from base 32 to 379 and encodes 115 amino acids. The transcript has 2 exons. The record is from RefSeq and is a predicted model, not a curated record. Gene Ontology annotation, biological process: late endosome to vacuole transport via multivesicular body sorting pathway. Gene Ontology annotation, cellular component: multivesicular body. NCBI's taxonomy places the organism in Eukaryota, Fungi, Basidiomycota, Agaricomycetes, Polyporales, Phanerochaetaceae.